UCACAAGGAAGUUCGAGCUUCCUUGGCAGUAACCUUGGGAGUAGCCUUCCUACAGUAGAUUCAAGACGUGCCUGGCACUAGGCGACGGGCUACAGUUCUGGGAGCGGGACGGCCCAAGCGCGGAUGCGUCGACUGGCUGUGUUGGGCAAGGGAGAGCUGACACCAGAAACUCAGGAUGUGCACAUGGUUGUGAUAGUCAUAAGUUUUGUGAUCUGCAAGUAGUACUUAAAGUAGCUGCUGGCAGCCACUGGAAAAAAUUCUGUGCUUCUAUUGGAACUGAUAUUACAUUUGCUUGAUUUUGAGAAACUGCAAAGUAUACAUUUUUGAACUUCUGGGAACAAGUAUUUACAGGAAUACUUUUCUUCUGCAUUGCUUAUUCUUUUUCUUAAGUGUCUUGCUGCACUCUUGAAAUGUUGGCAGACACUAGUAUUCCUAUUAGUGGGAGGCUUGGUCCCCUUGUUGGAGCUGUGGACCAGGGAACCUCCUCUACACGUUUCUUGGUGUUUUCUGCCACCACUGGAGAAGUGCUGACCUACCACCAAGUAGAGGUUGCUCAACAUUAUCCUAAAGAAGGCUGGGUGGAGCAAGACUGCAAUGAACUUUUGAAAUCUGUUCACACUUGCAUCCUGAAAGCAGUGGAAAACCUUAAAUCUCUUGAAAUUGAUCCAGGAGACAUCAAGGCUGUUGGAAUCACCAAUCAGCGGGAAACAACAGUUGUGUGGGACAGAACUACUGGACUGCCCCUAUGCAAUGCUAUUGUGUGGUUGGAUGCACGAACUGCCAGCACAGCAGAGGCAAUCCUCAAGGAAACACCGGGGCAGAACAAGGACUAUCUUAAAGACCUCUGUGGCUUACCCAUCAGCACCUACUUCUCUGCUGUCAAGCUGCGUUGGCUUCUUGACAAUCUGCCCGAAGUACAGGAGGCAGCAGCACAGGGCAACCUUCUCUUUGGCACUGUAGACUCCUGGCUAUUAUGGAAUUUGACUGGUGGCCUGGAUGGUGGGCUACAUGUGACAGAUGUGACCAAUGCUUCACGCACUAUGCUGAUGAACAUUUCCACUUUGCAGUGGGAUGCCAAUUUGUGCAAAUUCUUCAAGAUUCCAAUGUCAAUUUUGCCAGAAAUCAGGAGCAGUUCAGAGAUUUAUGGCUACAUCACCAAAGGCCCAUUGCUGGGGAUACCCAUUUCAGGGGUGUUGGGUGAUCAGCAGGCAGCACUGGUGGGACAAAUGUGCCUUUCCCGUGGCCAGGCCAAGAACACUUAUGGCACUGGAUGUUUCUUGCUCUACAAUACUGGUACACAGAUAGUGCAGAGUGAACAUGGUCUUCUCACUACAGUGGGUUACAAGCUCGGCAAGAAAUCUCCUACCAUAUAUGCACUAGAAGGUUCUGUUGCCAUUGCUGGAGCUGCUGUGACAUGGCUCAGAGAUAAUCUCCAUGUCAUAAAAUCAUCAACAGAUAUUGAGCCACUGGCUAAGAAAGUAAAAGACUCAGGGGGUGUGUAUUUUGUGCCUGCCUUCUCUGGGCUCUUUGCCCCGUAUUGGCGCUCUGAUGCUCGAGGGACAAUCUGUGGCUUGACACAAGCAAGUACAAGUGCCCAUUUAGCACGUGCAGUGCUGGAGGCUGUGUGUUUCCAGACUCGUGAAAUUUUGGAUGCAAUGCAAAAAGAUUCUGGAAUUACACUGAAUAAACUACAAGUGGAUGGUGGAAUGACUUGCAACAAUACUCUUAUGCAAUUGCAGGCAGAUAUUGCUGGAGUACCAGUUGCUCGUCCCAGUAUGACUGAAACAACAUCCUUGGGAGCAGCAAUGGCAGCUGGAUCAGCAGAGGGCAUUGAAGUCUGGGAUUUAACCAAACUCACACCUCUUACAAAUGAUGAUUUCACACCUUCUAUAAUGCCUGAAGAACGUGAGAUGCGAUAUGAAAAAUGGUGUAUGGCUGUUCAGCGCUGCAUGGACUGGGAACUGCCCCGUGACAAGCAACCUGGACCAGAUCAGGAGUACCGCUUACUGUCAUCAGUGCCACCAAGCCUCUUCCUUCUCUCUUCUUUUUUUAUAAUAAUGGUUGCUAGUCACCUUCACAGAUCCUGACACUAGUUUGCCAGAGGCAACUAGACAAUGUUUAGUGAUGUACAUAUUUAUUAAUUUUAUUUAUUCUGAACAUAUUUUUUGUGUUUUAAUGACAUUCAAUAAAGAAAGGAUAUUAUGAUUUCA
This is a messenger RNA of Scylla paramamosain (green mud crab), 2210 nucleotides long. It is a transcript of the gene Gk1, whose product is annotated as glycerol kinase-like. Gene Ontology annotation, biological process: triglyceride metabolic process; glycerol metabolic process; phosphorylation. The transcript has 13 exons. The coding region runs from base 411 to 2087 and encodes 558 amino acids. NCBI's taxonomy places the organism in Eukaryota, Metazoa, Arthropoda, Malacostraca, Decapoda, Portunidae. The record is from RefSeq and is a predicted model, not a curated record. Gene Ontology annotation, molecular function: glycerol kinase activity. Gene Ontology annotation, cellular component: mitochondrion.